Messenger RNA from Cherax quadricarinatus, 2464 nucleotides. Lineage: Eukaryota; Metazoa; Arthropoda; Malacostraca; Decapoda; Parastacidae. The record is from RefSeq and is a predicted model, not a curated record.
CUCACCACAACUUCUACCUUUAUUCAACACGAAGGUGUUGUUCACCACCACCACAACAAUAAUGGCUGACAUCAACAUCUAUCUCACGUUACUGACGGUCGCUAAUGUCAUCGUCUCGGCAGACUUCUAUCCUCACCAUAAUAACUACAUCUUCCAUCCGAAUUCCCAAGAUUUUCACCAGUUACGCUUCUCCCAGUUGAAAUCCAGCGACUCUUCCAGAGGUGGACAUCAAGGAUCCAGCGAACUCAAGAAACUUUUCCAUAUUUCCCCAGUGCCACUUUACUCUGUUUCUCCUAAGCCACUUUACCCUUCUUUCCCUGAGCCACUUUACCCUUCUGCCCCUGAACCACUUUACCCUUCUGCCCCUGAGCCACUUUACCCUUCUGCCCCUGAGCCACUUUACCCUUCUGCCCCUGAGCCACUUUACCCUUCUGCCCCUGAGCCACUUUACCCUUCUGCCCCUGAACCACUUUACCCUUCUUCCCCUGAACCACUUUACCCUUCUUCCCCUGAACCACUUUACCGUUCUUCCCCUGAACCACUUUACCCUUCUGCCCCUGAGCCACUUAACUCUGCAACGCUGGAAGUAAAUGAGAAGGAUGUUCCACAGGAAGUUACUUCACUUAUUAAUAUAAAGACGCUAAUUCCUGACUUGAAGUCACUAAUUCUUGAGUUCACACAAUUAAUGGACUCUGACCUUGAUUUCAAUACGCUGCUUCCUGAGUUAAAGAGUUUAUUCAUCGGAUCCAAGCCAGAGUUGAAGAGGAUUUUUAAGACACUUCUCAUCAAGUCAAAGCCUGAGUUGAAGGCACUGUUUUAUGAACUGAAGACGUUUCUUAUCGAAUUCAAGCCUGAGAUUAAGGCAUUAUUAUCUAAUAUUAAGAAAGUAUUCAUUGAAUUCAAACCAGAGCUGAGGAAACUACUCAUCAACUACAAACCUGAUUUUAAGAGUUUGUUGACUGAGAUGAAGAGGCUACUCAUGGACUCCAGGGCCGAGGUAAAAACAUACCUUUCCGAAUUGAAGGCAGUUCUUCCAGCUCUGGUACAAUUUUUUCCAGAGAUUCGACCACUACUCCCCGAGCUGCGUGUGCUUCUUCUUGAAUUGAGAGUGUUGGUCCCCGAGUUGAGGGCGUUGGUCCCUGCGUUGAGGACAUUGGUGCCCGAAAUGAGAGCACUGGUUCCUGAGUUGAGGGCACUCCUACCCGAAUUGAGAGCGUUGAUUCCUGAGUUGAGGACACUCCUUCCUGAAUUGAGAGCGUUAUUUCGUGAGCUGAGGGCGUUGGUUUCUGAGUUGAAAAGACAAUAUUUCCAGCCUAAGUCCGAGUUAAAAACAGUGCUUGUUGAACUAAAGAAAUUAUUUAUCUAUUCAAAGUCCGAAUUAUCUCCACUUAUUUUUGAACUAAAGAAACUGUUCUUAGAAUCCAAGACUGCACUGGCGCCUCUGUUAUAUGAUUUAAAUCCUUUAUUCCACGAAGUGAAGCCACUGCUCCGUGAUAUCAAACAUUUACUGAUGGAUGUGUAACCACAAUUCCUGUUGAAGGUCAUAUUGUAACGAAUAAGGAAUACCUAUUGAAGGUCGUAUAAGAACUGAGCAAUAGGUAACCAGCAUCUACCUUAAUUUUUCUUUUUUUUCUUCUUGUUCCUGCUUGAUUAAGGCAGAUGCUGAGUACCUUCUGCUCAGUUGAUUAAUAAAUGAUGCUGCCUUUAAGGUAUUUUCAACAAGAUCCUACUCAGCUGUCUUAUAAAAAACAUCAAACCUUUAAUUCCAAUGUAUACUUUGUUAAUAAAGUCGUGAAAUAAAUUUGAAAUUGUUUUAUGAGAAUGAUGCUUCAAGAAAUAGUAUGUAUGUGUGUGACAUAUAACCACUGAGUGUAACCGCACUACACUCUGUUAACACCCACUGGUGAGUUUUAGAGUAGGUACUAAAACAAAAUUUAUUAACGUGGGAGCCAGCUACUCCAGAACCUCCUAGAGUACUUCCAGCUGCUUGUAGGCACUAAAACAAGAUUAACGUUGGAGCCAGCUACUCCAGAACCUCCCAGAGUACUUCCAGCUGCUUGUAGGCACUAAAACAAGAUUAACGUGGAAGCCAGCUACUCCAGAACCUCCCAGAGUGCUUCCAGCUGCUUGUAGGCACUAAAACAAGAUUAACGUGGGAGUCAGCUACUCCAGAACCUCCCAGAAUACUUCCAGUUGCUUGUAGGCACUAAAACGUGGGAGCCAGCUACUCCAGAAUCUCCCAGAGUGCUUCCAGCUGCUUCAGCGUCUGAGUACAAGCUGAAUUGCAGAUCAAGCAAGUACAGUGCCUUCCCUCAGUGAGCUACUUGACCAACAAAUCACAACUUAGGAAAAUCUGAAUCAAGAGUCAGCUAAUCACAAUUGGCAUGACUCACCUUCCCCCAGUAUUAAGUUUCAGGAGAGGCUGUAGAUACAUAGAAAGACACACACACAUAUAUGAGAAUAA